GAGGCUCCCUUCUGCUGGGCCAUGAGUGAGCUCAAGGACUGCCCCUUGCAGUUCCACGACUUCAAGUCCGUGGACCACCUGAAGUUGUGCCCCCGCUACACGGUGGUGCUGGCCCGCUCCGAGGAUGAUGGCAUCGGCAUUGAGGAGCUGGACACCCUGCAGCUGGAGCUGGAGACCCUGCUGUCCUCCGCCAGCCGGCGCCUGCGCGUGCUUGAGGCCGAAACCCAGAUCCUCACUGACUGGCAGGACAAGAAAGGUGACCGACGGUUCCUCAAGCUGGGUCGAGAUCACGAGCUAGGAGCUCUCCCCAAACACGGGAAGCCCAAGAAGCAGAAGCUGGAGGGAAAGGCGGGACACGGCCCCGGCCCUGGCCCCGGGCGGCCCAAAUCCAAAAACCUUCAGCCCAAGAUCCAAGAAUACAAAUUCACCAAUGACCCAAUCGACAUGCCACGGAUCCCCAAGAAUGAUGCCCCCAACAGGUUCUGGGCCUCGGUGGAGCCCUACUGUGCCGACAUCACCAGUGAGGAGGUGCAUACUGAGGAGCUCCUGAAACCCCCUGAAGACGAAGCUGAACAUUACAAGAUCCCGCCCCUGGGGAAGCACUGCUCCCAGCGCGGGGCCCAGGAGGAUCUGCUGGAGGAGCAGAAAGACGGGGCCCGGGCUGCAGCCGUGGCUGUCAAGAAGAAAGGCCUCCUGGGGCCCCUGACCGAGCUGGACACUAAAGACGUGGAUGUCCUGCUGAAGAAGUCGGAGGCGCAGCACGAGCAGCAGGAAGACGGGUACCCCUUUGGCGCGCUGACCCAGCACCUGCUUCAGGCCCUGGUGGAGGAGAAUAUCAUUUCCCCCAUGGAGGACUCCCCCAUUCCUGACAUGUCUGCCAAGGAGUCGGGGGCUGAUGGGGCCAGCACCUCCCCCCGCAAUCAGAACAAGCCCUUCAGUGUGCCACACACCAAGUCCCUGGAGAGCCGCAUCAAGGAGGAGCUGAUUGCCCAGGGCCUGCUGGAGUCGGAGGACUCUGAGGACGAGGUCCUGGCCCAGCUGCGCAAACAGCAGGCGGAGCUGAAGGCCCUGAGCGCGCACAACCGCACCAAGAAGCACGACCUGCUGAGGCUGGCGAUGGAGGAGGUGAGCCGCCAGGAGCUGAGGCAGCGGGUCCGCAUGGCCGACAAGGUCGUGGACGCCUUCCGCAAGAUCAUGGCCACGCGGCAGAAGAAGCAGACCCCCACCAAGAAGGAGAAGGACCAGGCCUGGAAGAUGCUGAAGGAGCGCGAGAGCAUCCUGAAGCUGCUGGACGGGUAGCCCCGGGCCGCCUGCCCCGGCCUGGGUCUCUCCCCUUCCCUGCAGG
Lepus europaeus (European hare) is the source of this 1345-nucleotide messenger RNA. RefSeq names its product transcriptional adapter 3-like. Gene Ontology annotation, cellular component: SAGA complex. Gene Ontology annotation, molecular function: transcription coactivator activity. Gene Ontology annotation, biological process: regulation of transcription by RNA polymerase II. Lineage: Eukaryota; Metazoa; Chordata; Mammalia; Lagomorpha; Leporidae. The record is from RefSeq and is a predicted model, not a curated record.